This is a messenger RNA of Recurvomyces mirabilis, 801 nucleotides long. RefSeq lists its product as uncharacterized. The record is from RefSeq and is a predicted model, not a curated record. Gene Ontology annotation, cellular component: anaphase-promoting complex. Lineage: Eukaryota; Fungi; Ascomycota; Dothideomycetes; Mycosphaerellales; Teratosphaeriaceae. Gene Ontology annotation, biological process: anaphase-promoting complex-dependent catabolic process; protein K11-linked ubiquitination. The transcript is spliced from 2 exons. Bases 1 to 801 code for a protein of 266 amino acids.
AUGAGCGAUGCAUCGAGCGAGAAUCACAGCGAUGUCGCGCACCCGGUACAGCGUCCGUUAAUGGAACUUGAUCCUGCUCAAGACAGUCUGCAUGAGGCCGGAGAGAUCGAUGAUGAGGUGGAGGAGGGUGUGCCGGAUGAUGAAGGACCAGAAGUGUUUCCACCGCCAGGAUUGAAAGAGAUUUCUUCGCUAGCUUCCUGGACUGUUAGCACGGCGAAACCUGGUAAUGGGGUUGCUGCACUGAGAUCGCCCGACCCUGCUCAUUUCUGGCAAUCUGAUGGACCACAACCACAUCUCCUGAGCAUACACUUCUUUAAACUCGUCUCAGUGGUUUCAAUACAGGUCCUACUUGACUUCGACAACGACGAGUCUUACACACCUACUAAAAUUCAAUUUCUUGCAGGAAUGGGUGUGCACGACAUUCAGGAAUUUGCCGAGAUGACCUUUGAGCAACCAAAUGGCUGGCAUGAUGUUGACUUUGGCAACGUUGGUCCAAUUGAGCAGGACGAUGAUGAUGAGGAUGAUGAAGAAGCCCGAUCUAGCAUUGAUUGGAGCAAGCGGCCGGUCCUACGUGCUUUUCUCGUUCAAGUCCGCAUAUUGGAGAACCAUCAGAACGGCAAGGACACCCAUCUACGUGGCGUUCGGAUAUUUGCGAGGGACGAAAUGCACCAGGCAGACUUGAGCGGUGGCAAGAGACGACCCUCAAAUCUACCAGUGAGGCCUCAUAGCCACCUGCAGAAACAAGCAGAACCGAACAAUCUCAAGUUGGCCAGCUGGAUGCGGGAGCCAGACCUGAGGUGA